CAGUCGCAGAGUGAUGACAAAACCUUCGAAAAAUGGAGAGAAAACACAUGUCAGCUUUUGCUUUGUACCAGUCGCUGUCUGCAGAAUUACCUCCUCCUGCUAAGAAGCCUUCCCUGCAGGUAGCAGCCAAGAAGAAAAAGAAAAAGGAAAAUGGGGUUGCAACAAUUAAAGUCCAAACAGCUAAAGCACAAGUUAAGGGUGACAAUAAGAAAAAGAAGCUCAUGAAAUCUGUGCAAAGAGAGGAGGAGGAGGAGGAGUGUGUAAAUGGAGCUGAGACACUAGAUGUUUUACUGGCUGAACUGGCAGAAGUCAACAACAGCCGGGAGAGAGCAAGCAAACUGUUUCAGUGGCUUAUCAGUCCAAUUCCUGCCAAGGCUUUCUUCAGGGAAACAUGGGAAAAGAAGCCCAUUAUUGUUCAACGUAAGAAUCCAAAUUACUACAAGGGAUUAUUCUCCACAGCAGAGUUUGAUCGCAUAUUAAGACAGGAGGAUGUUCAGUAUGGAGUUAAUCUUGAUGUCACAAGCUACACUAAUGGCAAAAGGGAGACUCACAAUCCUCCAGGGAGAGCCCUGCCUUUCACUGUGUGGGAUUUCUAUGAGAGUGGCUGCUCCCUCCGCAUGCUGAAUCCUCAGGCUUUCUCCUCCACAGUGUGGAAUGUGCUGUCCAUCCUUCAAGAGCAGUUUGGCAGCAUGGCUGGAGCCAACGUAUACCUGACUCCACCUGGAACACAAGGCUUCGCUCCACAUUAUGAUGACAUUGAGGCAUUUGUGGUUCAGCUGGAAGGCAAAAAACACUGGAGAGUGUACAACCCCAGGACAGAGGACGAGGUUCUGCCUGUGCUCUCAAGUCCAAACUUCAAUCAGGCAGAAAUCGGAAAGCCUAUCCUGGAGGUGGUGCUGGAAGCUGGUGAUCUCCUCUACUUUCCCAGAGGAUUCAUCCAUCAGGGUGACUGCCUCCCAGAUGUUCACUCCCUGCACAUCACCAUCUCCUCCUACCAGAAAAACAGCUGGGGGGAUCUGCUUCUGAAGGUGGUUCCAGCAGCUUUGGAAAUCGCAAUGGAGGAAGAUGUAGAGUACAGACAAGGAUUACCUCUGGACUAUCUUACUUACAUGGGAGUACAGAAUUCUGACAAGGAUGACCCACGCAGGGCGAAAUUCUUCUCACGGAUUGAGAGCCUGAUGAAGAAGCUCUCAAAUUACGCUCCAGUGGACGCUGCCGUGGAUCAGAAAGCUAGAGAUUUCCUCCAUGACUGCCUGCCUCCCAUGCUUACUUCAGAUGAACUGGCUACCAGUGUGCAAGGAGCAUCUGCUCGGUGGGAGCGUGGGCGAACUGUGGAUGUCGGUGCAAAGAUUACUGCCCAGACUAAAGUCAGAGUCCUACGUGCGGGGUGUACCAGGUUAUGCAGUGAUGGAGAUGCUGUUUGUCUUUACUACACUACAGACAACUCCAGAGUGUACCACAAAGAGGAGCUCAAGAGUUUGGAAGUAAAAUCAGAGCAUACAGAUGCCAUUGAGUUUCUGAUGCAUUCAUAUCCCAAAUUUGUGACAGUAGGAAGUUUUCCAUGCGAUUCAGCAGACGACCGGAUUGCUUUGGCUGAACUGCUCUUCGAAAGAGGGAUUAUCCACACUUCAGAACCCGUGUAGAGGCCACAUUUUCAGUCGAGAUGGGUACAUCAAUGGAUUCAGAUGACCUUUGUACAAAAAAUACGUUUACUGCAAGCCAUUUCUCAUCCGAGACAUACUUCAGUGGCUGUACUGAAAAGAGCAGGCUGAACAAUCCAUUUAAAAACGUUCCUUCCUGCUCACCAUCAAAUAAACCAGAUUUUUCUUAGAAAUUGGAA
Sphaeramia orbicularis (orbiculate cardinalfish) is the source of this 1840-nucleotide messenger RNA. It is a transcript of the gene riox1, whose product is annotated as ribosomal oxygenase 1. The transcript is spliced from 15 exons. The coding region runs from base 33 to 1643 and encodes 536 amino acids. The record is from RefSeq and is a predicted model, not a curated record. Lineage: Eukaryota; Metazoa; Chordata; Actinopteri; Kurtiformes; Apogonidae. Gene Ontology annotation, cellular component: nucleolus. Gene Ontology annotation, molecular function: histone H3K36 demethylase activity; histone H3K4 demethylase activity.